Messenger RNA from Entrophospora candida, 785 nucleotides. NCBI's taxonomy places the organism in Eukaryota, Fungi, Glomeromycota, Glomeromycetes, Entrophosporales, Entrophosporaceae. The record is from the annotation of a GenBank genome assembly.
AAAAUUUGUCUCUUAUACUUCCACACUUUGUUUUAACAAUUGAAAAACAGGCUCAUGACAUAACUUUUGAAAUGCUUCAAAAUGGCAAGUGGGAAAAGCCCAACUUCAAAAAUCAUAAUUUUGAUGCUCUUGGUAUACCACCACCAGGCAGUCAUUUACAUCCUUUAAUGAAAGUUAGAGAAGAAUUUCAAAAUAUCUUUUUUGAGAUGGGAUUUGAAGAAAUGCCAACAAAUAGAUUUGUUGAAUCAUCUUUUUGGAAUUUUGAUGCACUUUUCCAGCCUCAACAACAUCCAGCUCAUGAUGUUCAUGACACCUUUUUCUUAAAAGAUCCAGAAAUCACUACAAAAUUUCCAACUGAUUAUCUUCAAUGUGUCAAUGAAGUACACUCAGUUGGUGCAGUAUCUUCUUAUAUGUUGUAUAAUCUUGCUCAACAAAAAGAAUUUAAACCAGCUAAAUAUUUUUCAAUAGAUCAAGUCUUCAGGAAUGAAACUGUUGAUGCAACUCAUUUGGCUGAAUUUCAUCAGGUGGAAGGUGUUAUUGCAGAUAAAGGAUUGACUUUGGGUGUUACCAAUUUACAUUUUGAACCUGCUUAUAAUCCUUAUACAGAAAUCUUUUCAUAUCAUCAAGGAUUGGACCCUGAUGUUCAUGUUAUUGCUUGGGGAUUGAGUUUAGAAAGACCUACAACAACACAGUAUAAAAUUGACAAUAUAAGAGAGUUAAUGAGUCAUAAAGUAAAUUUAUCCAUGAUUCAAAACAAUCCAAUUUGUGCUUUUGAUUUACUCUAA